Molecule: messenger RNA, 1905 nt
Organism: Danaus chrysippus (African queen)
Lineage: Eukaryota; Metazoa; Arthropoda; Insecta; Lepidoptera; Nymphalidae
Source: the annotation of a GenBank genome assembly
AUGGGUGCGAGGUGGGCGCGCGGCGCGGCGCUGGCGAUGGUGUGGUGCGCGUGCGCAGCGCGUCCAUCCGGCCCGCCCGCGCCGCACGCCUCGCCUGCGCCCGCGACUGUCUGCGAACCCCUACUACUAAAGAAUACACCACCCUAUCCACCGAAUGCCCGCGAAUACGAGGCGAUGGUAGUUCAGACUGCCCGAGCAUUGUCUGAGUUAGUGGAGCAGGGCGUGGCGGAUGAGCCGCGGGCGGCGGCGUUAGCUCGGGCUGCAGCAAGAACUCCGAUCCACCCGCCUCCUGCAGCGGUUGCACUCGGGGCUCCUCAACUACACCUAGGAGUACUUUUCAUUUCAGACCCUCCAAGGCUUAUUGUGUUUCAACAGAACAAUUCGGCUACCCUUCAACAGUUCUGGCGUACUUUAGCUUCUCCAUGGAAUGCUAGUCUGAUUCUGUGGUCCAAUGCUUGGUUCUCUUGUGAGGGCGGUCCAAGCUGGUGGGGUGGUACGGCUGCUGCAAGAGGUAUAGGUGCAGCACGAGCAGCUGCUGCACUGUUCCGAAAGAUUCCCUCACUGCCAUGCGAAGAAGCAAUGUACGAUUGGUUCGGAGGACCACCCUUAUGUGAUCCAUUAACAACAGAUUGUGAAGCUUCCCCAGUUGAAUAUGAAGACAGAAAACUUGAGUAUCGGUGCAAAUGUUCAUCGGGACACUGGCACAAGGAAGGCAGCGGAUGGUUAAGUGCUUCUUCAAUAGCUGAAGAUGGCCAGUUAAAUUGUACCCCCUGCGGACUGGGCAGCAAUCCAGCCGCCUGCCUCGCAGACACCUACAAAGCCUCGUUACUUGCCGCUAAUCUUGCCGGAAUGCUGCUCUGUCUUGUAAUAGCGUUCAUCAUAUUCAAGAAAAGAAAAAGCAAAGCAGUGGCGAUGGGCAUGUGGACGGUACUAGAGGUCGUACUCCUUGGGGCAAUGCUAAUAUAUGCAUCUGCAGCAUCGCAAUACAUAUCAGCGGCGCGUUGGCGAUGUGUCUCAGGCGCCUGGAUGAGAGAGUUGGGUUUCGUAGCGUGCUAUGGAUCCGUAGUGCUUCGACUUUGGGUACUGCUGGCAGAAUUCAGAACAAGGAAAGCUCACCGCUGGACGCCAAGGGACGCAGAGGUUCUACGAGUAGUGGCUGCCAUGUUACUAGGCGCUGUUUGCUACCUCUCUGCGUUCACAGCGACGGCCGCAUGUGAUGAUGAUGCAAGCGGGUGUGCGUUGGCCUCCUGGCACCACGUCACCGCCGCAGCUGAGCUCAUGUUACUGAUUGCUGGUCUGAGGAUAGCUUAUGCUGCUAGGAACGCUAAUGUACCGUUCCAGGAACGCAGUUGGUUGACGGCGUCUUUAUGGACUGAGGGUGUAUGCGUUUUAUGUUGGCGAGCCGCGGCUUUGGCGGGGGCAGCUCCAGAGCGAUCUCCACUAGCAGCUGCCAUUCGUGCUCAUCUUUCUGCAGGCACCGCUCUGGCUUGCGUGUUAGCUCCAAGACUCUGGCACGGUUAUCGGACCAGAUCACUUGCUCAAGAGGUAUCCCGUCGUGGUCCAGCAGAAGGUUUCGCAGAAGGCGAGGAGGAGCCAACCUCGGAGGAGGUCCGGGCUGAGUUGAAGCGGCUGUACAUUCAACUUGAAAUACUACGCAAUAAGACACUGAGGCGAGACAAUCCGCACAUCAGCAAACGUCGAGGGGGUCGGAAGCCACCGCACAGGCGGUUCUCAUUACAGAAAAAAGGCAGUCGUGAAAAGGCACUUCAAGCACGUCGUGGAGGGAAGAAUAAAGCGAGCACUGUGGAAGCAAGUGAGGCUGGAGAUGCGAGUCGUACGCCAGAAGACUCAGUCUGUUCCGCCGAGGGACCCUCACAUUACACGGACGCCGACACACAAGCGUGA